GCGUAGUUCGCGAGCCCGUCCAUCACUCGCAGUGAAUUUAUCGUGCCGGUCCAUUGUACGACGACGACGACGAGGCACACACCAUCACACCGGAAUCGUCGGCUCAGACGUAUAAAUCGUAAUUAUUAUUAUCGCGAACCGUGCACGUCGUACUCGCCGCCGUGAGGUCCAAUCGUUGUCGCGUCGUCACUUCCGGUCGUCACUUCCUCCACAUCCGGACCGUCGCCGCGCAGCUUCCUCAGGGGCCGCCGCCGCCGCUGCAGAUCGACCGCCCACGCGCACGCAACGAUCGUAUAUAAUAUAUAUAUAUAUAUAUAUAUAUUGUGCGCACGCGCGACGGCGAUAUAAUAAUAUAGAAGUUGCACCGUUGUAGUGACUAGCUACGAUCAGCUAUAGGACGCGGUGACCGGUGGCAAUCGUCAUGGGCUCGAAGAAACCGAGCACGUGGUCCGUGACGCUCAAGAGAGACGGCAAGUCCCAACCGUGGGGCAUCCGAUUGGCCGGCGGAGCUGAUCUCAACACGCCACUCAUCAUAACCAAGGUCUACGCCAGAUCACCCAGUGAAAGUAGCCUGAGAGUGGGUGACAUCAUACGGAAAAUCGAAGUGUACGACGCUCGAGACUUGAGACAUUUGGACGCUCAAAAUUUGUUCGGAAACGCCGACCAGUCGAUAACUUUAGUCAUCCAAAGGUACUACGAAUAGAUACCUACAUAAGUUCAUUAUUAUAAUUAUAUUUAGACGAUCACUGCUGAUAUAGAUAAUAAACUAGGUUGCUAACGGUUGUAUAUGCUUAUAAUAUUUAAAUGAAUGAAACCGUCUUUUCCGCCAUCUUUGUGGAAAUCGGAGCAUUAUCUGAAAUUACAAAUGUAUUUAUAUAAAUGUAUACUAAUAAUAUAUUACUAUAUAAUAUUAUAAAUUAUAAUGUUGAAGAGUUUGUAUGUUUGAACGCGUUAAUCUCAUAAACUAGGUACCUACCUACUGGAUCGAAUUCAAUAAAAGUUCUUGUACCUA
Acyrthosiphon pisum (pea aphid) is the source of this 1012-nucleotide messenger RNA. Its product is annotated as PDZ and LIM domain protein 2. The record is from RefSeq and is a predicted model, not a curated record. Gene Ontology annotation, molecular function: actin binding; muscle alpha-actinin binding. Bases 422 to 703 code for a protein of 93 amino acids. Gene Ontology annotation, biological process: muscle structure development; actin cytoskeleton organization. NCBI's taxonomy places the organism in Eukaryota, Metazoa, Arthropoda, Insecta, Hemiptera, Aphididae. Gene Ontology annotation, cellular component: filamentous actin; stress fiber; Z disc. The transcript is spliced from 3 exons.